Apodemus sylvaticus (European woodmouse) is the source of this 738-nucleotide messenger RNA. It is a transcript of the gene Myl6, whose product is annotated as myosin light chain 6. Gene Ontology annotation, cellular component: myosin II complex. Lineage: Eukaryota; Metazoa; Chordata; Mammalia; Rodentia; Muridae. The transcript has 7 exons. The record is from RefSeq and is a predicted model, not a curated record. Gene Ontology annotation, molecular function: structural constituent of muscle; calcium ion binding. The coding region runs from base 94 to 549 and encodes 151 amino acids.
GUCAUGCGCCGUAGGACGUACUAAGGCUGGGCUUGGGUCGGGAGUCGGAGCCAUUACUGCCGGAAAAGGUCCCGCAGGAGCUUAGCAGCCAAGAUGUGUGACUUCACCGAGGACCAGACCGCAGAAUUCAAGGAGGCUUUCCAGCUGUUUGACCGAACAGGCGAUGGCAAGAUCCUGUACAGCCAGUGCGGGGAUGUGAUGCGGGCCCUGGGCCAGAACCCUACCAACGCCGAGGUGCUCAAGGUCCUGGGGAACCCCAAGAGCGAUGAGAUGAACGUGAAGGUGCUGGACUUUGAGCACUUCCUGCCCAUGCUGCAGACCGUGGCCAAGAACAAAGACCAGGGAACCUACGAGGAUUAUGUUGAAGGCCUUCGUGUGUUUGACAAGGAAGGGAAUGGCACUGUCAUGGGUGCUGAGAUCCGUCAUGUCCUGGUCACGCUGGGCGAGAAGAUGACAGAGGAAGAGGUAGAGAUGCUAGUGGCAGGGCACGAGGACAGCAACGGGUGCAUCAACUAUGAAGCAUUUGUGAGGCAUAUCCUGUCGGGGUGACGGGCCCAGGGGCGGAGCUUGUCCGGAUGGUGCUGAAUGGCUGAGGACAGCUCUGUACCCUCGCCCAUUCCUCGCCCAGUGUGAGAUUUCUGUGUGGCCACAGAGGCUCCGUAUCACAGCACCUCACCCAUCUGGUUUCUUUUGGAUGAUGUUUGCCUUCACCAAAUAAAAUUUGCUCUCUUUGCUCUC